AUGUCUGAAGCGCCUGCUUCCAACAACAACAUGGAGAAGACGUCGUCGGAGCUUCCACCGGACCUCUUCAUGGAGAUACUAUCGUGGAUCCCCGCUAGGGCCCUCUUGAAGCUCCGGUGUGUACGCAAACACUGGUACUCCAUGACAACCGAUCCUGUCUUCAUCAGAUUUCACCUGCAACGACAGCAACUCCUCCCUCAAGUUACCUCCGUCCUCACAUUUCACAAGCGACUGAACGAUGGAGCAGCCCUGUCUCUCCUGGAUGUAGUCGACGCACCGUGGGCUGCAAAGCAUGUCGCCGUUUGGGACAACCACCCACUGCUGAACAUAUCUUCUCCUUGCCAUGGAUUGAUUUGCCUCUACCACAUCUACAUGGAGCCCGACGUCUGCCUCUACAACCCCGCCACUCGCAAAAGCUUCUCCUUGCCGCAAAACUUCACCAGCGAAGAUAUACUUCUAUCUGCGUUUUGCUUAGGAUACCAUCCAAUUUCAAGACAGUAUAAAGUUAUCCAUGUGUUCUACACUCGAUCGAACGGGUUGGGGAUGGAAGUACUCACUGUUGGCGGAAGUACAUGGAGGAAGGUGGAAGUGAGCAGCGCUCGUACCACGUUUACUUCGAUAAAGAUGGGAAGACCGAGUGCAACUGGAACUAUGUACUGGCUUGCACUGAGGCAGGGAACCCUGGAAGACAUUAUUCUCUCCGUUGAUCUAGAUGAUGAAAGGCUCAUAGAGGUUCCUUUACCACAAACUGAACGCCACCAUGAGGGAGGUCACAAAUCAUUGACAGAGUUGGAAGGCACCAUUCAUUUGGUUAGCCACUGGUUCGCCAAGGCAAACUGGAUGGAUAUUUGGAUGUUACGAGAGUCGGGUGCCCAUCGACUGUGGAUCCAUAGGUUUCAUCUCCGUCUGUGUGCUUUGCCGAGGGGAGUACGCCCGAUGGAGAGAGAAUUACGUCCUCCCAUACCUCUUCUCAUCAACCAGGGUAAGAUUCUGAUGCGCGACAGUCGAAGACUAGUUUAUUUCGAUCUGGCGAUCGAAGGCUUGCAGCAUGAAGUAGUCAUUCGUGCUUAUGAUGAUUUCAUUGCUUUUGUCACCGUGGAAAGCCUUGUUUCAUUUUAG
Messenger RNA from Musa acuminata AAA Group (dessert banana), 1119 nucleotides. Its product is annotated as F-box/kelch-repeat protein At3g06240-like. The transcript has a single exon. The coding region runs from base 1 to 1119 and encodes 372 amino acids. NCBI's taxonomy places the organism in Eukaryota, Viridiplantae, Streptophyta, Magnoliopsida, Zingiberales, Musaceae. The record is from RefSeq and is a predicted model, not a curated record. Gene Ontology annotation, molecular function: protein binding.